This is a messenger RNA of Sapajus apella (tufted capuchin), 2281 nucleotides long. It is a transcript of the gene SMIM35, whose product is annotated as small integral membrane protein 35. The transcript has 6 exons. Lineage: Eukaryota; Metazoa; Chordata; Mammalia; Primates; Cebidae. Bases 1960 to 2244 code for a protein of 94 amino acids. The record is from RefSeq and is a predicted model, not a curated record.
UUCCUGCUUCUCGGUUUGUUUCCGGCAGCAGGAAGUCAUUAAUCCAAGACACAAAUGUGCAGGCAGAACCAUUAGUUACCGCAGUUGGAUAUUAUAAUAUAAUUUACGAUGUCCUUCUUUCAUAAAUGCUGUCCUAUAUAAUCCAUGGAACAACCCUGAGAAAUUAUCCUCAUUUUACAGAAGAGGCAGCUGCAGCUGCUAUGGCUUCGGAGCAAGUAAGAAACAGAUCUAGCCCCUUGGGCCCAGUUUCUGGACUUCACGGACUGCUAGUUUCAUUUCCCCACGGUUUCAGAAACUCAUCUGGGUAACAGUCAUUAGCUGGUGCUGGGUCCUUUUAAAUUACUCCUCCUUUGCAAUGCAGCCUUGCUGGAUAUAAUCAGCAUGAAAUCUUCACGCAGAUUGCCCCCAGCAUCUCCCCAGCUCUUCCUUGGUCUGAAGGCAGAGUGACUUUGCUCAGUUCUAGGUUCUGCCAUAUCAUCCAUGAGUGGGGUCAGGAGACCUCCCUCAAAGAACAUGUUGGGAAAGGGGCCUAUUGCAGGGCUUGGUUCCUAGGAGGGGUUUUAUUGAUAUUAGCAUUCAUUCUUCCCUUUCUUCCAUUAAGUUUCCACCCUUCUCACCUGCCUCUCCUUCCUUUAUUCCUAUUCGCCACCCCUACCACUGCUUUAGAUCAUGGGGAACCUCCUGGUUGGGCUUAGCUCAGCUCCAAAAAUAGGAUGGACAUCUUAGGGCCCGCUUCCUUUUUAGCUCAGAGAUGAUGAAGCCAGAUACAAGGCAGCUCUUAUUUUUCAAUGGAGUGAAGAUUAAGUGGCUGCAGAGAAGCCACCAGCCUGGGGAGUAUGGGUUCUUACCUUGCCUUGUCUUCUGUCUUGUUGUGUGGCUUUGGGCACACCCCUCAAUGUCUCUGAACCUCAAGGUCCCUUUGGGUAAUUGGGAACUAUCUUUCAGAGAUGGGAUGAAAGGGUUAAUACCCUCACGAUGAAACAGACAAGCCCACCAGGCUAAUAAGGAGGGGGAGAAGAGGCAGCAGCUUAAGGAGGCCAAAGGCACAGAAAGCUCGGCCAGCUCCUGUCUGCCUCCCUUGCCAAGCGGCCUGUCCCUGGGGCCUGAUUUCUCUCUUUCUCCCUGCAACGCUGACUUGGCAUUGCUUGCUCUGAAAGAAGUCAGUAGGGGCAGAGCUGGAAUGACCCGAGUGUGGACAAAGGGAGAAAAGUAGGGGCACAGAAAAGGGGCCCCCUGACCCUGUUCCUGUCUAUGGCAGCGUCAGUCUUCCCUGGAGUCCAAGGCCCUGGCUUCCCAUGAUCUCAUAUGAAAACCUAGAGCCAGAGAGGCUGCUGUUGCUAGGUGAUGAGAUAAACAGGUCCUCUGAGACUUGGGCAGGUGGCAGCUAGGUUGCUGAGGCCAGUGACAAGCAGUGGGGAAAACCCAAGGGAGGGGGUGGGGAAAGUUCUUUGGGUGAGCCAAGAGACCCAGAGGCGCUUGCAGUCAGCUUGCAGAGUGUGGCCCGGCCACAAUGCUCAGGGAGCUCCUCUGAGGGAGCCUCACUCUGCUCUCUGACCCUGGAACCUACAUCCCUCCCCCAAACCAACUGCAAGCAGCUGUGUCCUCUCCACUUGCAGCUGGAAUAGGCAGCUGGAUGCCUUUGCUCUGCUGGAAGCCGGGCUCUCUCUCUUGGAUGUCUCAGCCAUGACAGAGACUUCUCACACUGGAGCAGUGGCAUGGGAUAUUUACUAUGAAUAAGAGGUCCCACGCCCCCCGGGUUAUAACCCUUCUACAGGAUGGCAGGGGGCUUGAAGAUUUUCUCAGUCGCGCACUCUGGCUUCUGCAGACCCUAAUGCUGUAUGGGAGACGGUGUUUCACCAUGUUGCCCAGGCUGAUCUCAGACUCCUAGCCACAAGUGAUCCUCCCAUCUCAGCCGCCCAAAGUGCUAGGAUUACUGGCGUGGGCCACUGUGCCUGGCCAAUGCUGGGUUCUUCUCCUCGCCUCCCCUCAGGUGGUGAAGACUCCAUCAACACCUUGGGCCUGAUCCUUGGCGUGGGGCUGUCACUGCUGCUCGUGUCCAUCCUCGGCUACAGCCUAGCCAAGUGGUACCAGCGUGGGUACUGCUGGGAGGGGCCUAAUUUUGUCUUCAACUUAUAUCAAAUCAGGAACCCGAAGGAUCUGGAGAUAGGUCCACCCUUCACCAUCAGUGGUCACAUCAGCAGCCCAGAUGGUGGCUACGUGAAGUUCUCCAACAGGCUAGUCUGAUGCAGGGGCAGCAGCUUAUGGAGCCCUGGAGAGGUGA